AUAUUCCACUGUAUUCCAUUUCCAUUCAGGCGUCGAAGAAACUCAGUAUUCCAAAGGUAAGGAGAAUGAGAGGGCUUUCGCCUUUCGGCUUUUGUUUAGUAAUGCAUUAUUAACCUCCUGCUCACUGAAACACUCGGAAGCCGAAACGAGACAUGGGGAAUGAGGAGGUCUGUGUGUCUUUCUAUGUAAUAGGUUAUCUCUUGCUCACCCCAGACACCGUCCAGCCAGUUGGUGAAGUCAACCAAUGCAAUCAAACAAGGGACAUUCGGUGAAGCCAAUCAAAUUAUCUAUUCAAAGACAUUUUGUCCAUGUGCAAUUGUCCCCAAGAAUCAAGCGUUGCCCGAUGACAACCUAGAGUUCUGGACAGGUUGUGGUAAGAAAAAAGUGUUGAUACACCGGUAAACCGGACGGCCACAAACCCGUUUUCCCUGUUGUUCCUCAUGGAAAGGGGAGACGCCUCAUAGCAUGAGAUCGCCAUUCCCCACCUCAUUGCUAUUCCUCAGUUUUCGAGCUCAUUGCUUCUCUCCCCAUCUCUUCAAUCGACACUGUCCGCUCGCUCUCUUUGCUGCCCAACUUCAACAAUCUUCAGUCUGUAAGGACGUGGCAACAGGAACUGCAAUACAUGCAAUUGCACUGAAGCUGGGAUAUGGGGACCUACUGUUCUUGAACAAUCAUCUGCUCAAUUUUUACUGCAAGUGUCAACUUAUCCAGAACGCGCACCGAUUAUUUGAUGAAAUGCCCCAGAGAAAUGUUGUCUCGUGGACUGCUCUCAUGGCCGGUUACGUCCACUGUGGGCAAGGUUACGAGGCCCUGCAGCUCUUUGCUGAGGCUAAGAAGGGUGGGGCUUGGGUGAAUGCGUUCACCUUCGCUACUGCCAUUAAUGCAUGCUCGGCUCUGGCCGACGUCCACGACGGACUGAAGCUGCAUGGCCAAGCCGAGAUUGAAGGCUAUGUGUCGAAUUUGGUGGUUGGGAGCGCUCUCGUUGACAUGUAUGGGAAAUGCGGCCUUGUUGACCAUGCGCGGAGAGUUUUUGACGAGAUGGCAGUGAAGAACAUCGUGACUUGGACGUCGAUGAUUUCGAUAUGUGCACAGAAUGGGCGUGGGCCUGAGGCUAUUCAGCUCUUUGCUGCCUUACAGGCCCGCAAUUUGGUGCCAAAUGAAUAUACAUUUGCGACUGUUGUAAAUGCCUGUGCGAGCUUGGGCUGUCUUGGUGCCGGGAAGUUGAGUCAUGCACUAAUUAUACGCCGGCACUGCGACACCAAUGAAGUAGUUUCUAGUGCACUUGUUGAUAUGUAUCCAAAAUGUGGUUGCUUAAACUAUGCAGUGAAGGUAUUUCGCCGGGUUGCCGAUCCGAAGGUGAUUCAGUGGACUUCCAUCAUCAUGGGCCAUGCUCAGCAUGGCCUCGGCCAUGCAGGACUGCAGCUUUUUGAUGAAAUGCUUGCGAGGGGCAUUCAGCCAAAUGAUGUCACGUUGGUUGGUGUUCUAUAUGCUUGCAGCCAUUCCGGUCUAGUUAAUCGAGGUAAGGAAGUCUUUGAUUCCAUGUACAGAGUAUAUGGAGUUAUUCCUGACACGAAACAUUAUACAUGCAUGGUGGAUAUGCUCGGCCGGGCUGGGCGUCUAGAUGAUGCAGAAGCGCUAAUCGAGACAAUGCCAAUGGCGCCAGAUGUUCUAUUAUGGGGUGCACUUCUAUCCGCAAGCAGAAGUCAUGGUAGAAUUGAGCUUGCCAUCAAGGCGGCUGAGAACCUAAUUGAGUUGAACCAACAACUAGAUUCCACUUAUGUGACACUUUCCAACAUGUAUGCAUCAGUUGACCGGUGGAGUGAUGCAGUAAGAAUCCGCAGAGAAAUGAAGAUCCGAGGUAUCUGCAAGGAGCCCGGAUGCAGCUGGAUUGAGGUUAAAAGCAAGACAUAUGUAUUCUUUGCAGGCGAUCAGUCAUGCGUCCAUGAAGGCCAGAUUAUCACUGUUUUGCAGGAGUUGGAAAAGAAGAUGAGGGAGAAAGGGUAUGUGGCUGACAGGAGUCUGGUGUUCCAUAAUGUUGAGGAAGAGGCCAAAGAGGAAAUACUUGGUUUUCACAGUGAGAGGCUGGCUUUGGCUUUUGGCUUGAUAAAUACUGCAGAAGGCUCGGUGAUAAGAAUUCUCAAGAAUCUGAGGAUAUGUAGUGAUUGUCAUGAAGCAUUCAAGCUCCUCAGUGAGAUUGUCAGCAGGGAUCUCAUAGUUAGAGAUGUUAACAGAUUUCACCAUUUUGGAAAUGGAUCGUGCUCGUGUGGAGACUAUUGGUGAUCUUUCACUAGUCAAGCGUGAUGUUGAAGCCAAGGUGUCUUGGCCAGGAAGUGUAGCUCGCUCAGUGCUGCAAAUUACUUGGUUGAGAAAAUGCAAGCAGCAGAUGGUGUUCAAUUCUGCAGUGCUUAGGCUGUUAAACAGAUGUUCAUAAUUCAAGGUGUUCCACAUGCAGCUUCUAACGCCCUCAGAUAAGAAGAGUCACCACGAGGGCCCUGAAAAUUUGAUUAGAGGCCAUUAGGAAUGCCAUGCGCGUGUCCCUGUUGAAAGCUGGACACACUCUUUGUCUUUGGUGCGCAGACCAGAAUAUAAGGGUUCUACUAACUGGAGCCUGCCAACGUGCAAUGAUGAUGUGAACGUAACGGAGUUCAUGUUUCUUGCAGGUGACCGAGAGCGCAUUUCACAACCUUGAGUGUGUAAUGGAUGGUAAGGCCUCGCUCUCCUUGCAUUUGAGAAGGAACGGAGGCAACAGUUGCUUUUUCACAGGUAGCGGCCGGCAUGGACCCUGGAGUUUAACUACCAUUUUCAAUAACAUAAUGAUAUAAUGUUUUAAUGUAGGGUGAUUGCCGUUGGCAUCUAAGUUCAUGUUUUAUUUGUGGUUAGAGAAGAUGGUCUAUGGUUUUUGGUGUAUAAGGAUGUUUUCUUGGGCAAUUGUGCAUCUGGCUGGACCUCGGUUUCGUUGCUAUGAGACGUGAUAGGAUUUUUCUGCUAGAAAAAUUGCUUAUGAAAUUGUUCCCGACAGAAAAUAUGCGUGCCUUU
Molecule: messenger RNA, 3036 nt
Organism: Nymphaea colorata (pocket water lily)
Lineage: Eukaryota; Viridiplantae; Streptophyta; Magnoliopsida; Nymphaeales; Nymphaeaceae
Product: pentatricopeptide repeat-containing protein At4g15720
Exons: 1
Coding region: 466-2280 (604 amino acids)
Biological process (GO): RNA modification
Molecular function (GO): protein binding; RNA binding; zinc ion binding
Source: RefSeq, a predicted model, not a curated record